UCCCGCGACUAUCUGCCAUUUCAAUGCAAAAGAGAUCUAAGACUUCCAAAAAAAAAAAAAAAAAUCGGAGAAGAAGAUCGGCAUUCUCUUCACGCUCACAGCUCUGAGCACUCUGACAAUCAAAGCCACCAUUGUCGAAACGACACCGCACCGCAUGACAUUUCAUCCAAUUCUCUCACCGCUUGAAGAUGGCGACCGAGAGACACGCUUCUUUACCUUCAACAUCCCACGAAGAUGACGCCCUGUUUCUGGAUAUACUGCAUGAGGCUCCUCUACUCGGUAACCGCAAAUCCAGAAGCAUUUUUGGGAGUAUUUUCUACUGUUUUUUCUUGGCAAGUUACGCGGUGUUGGCUGUGGGAGCACCAUGGAUAUUCCGUCCCAUUAAGAGCUUGGUCUCACCGUUGCUUUGCAGUUGCAGUGUUGCUCUUUUACUAGUCACAGGCAUCUUUCAGCAAUAUCUGGUUUACCAAGUCCAGAAAAUACGCUUGCAGGGUUAUUAUAGUUUCAGCCAGAAGUUGAAGCAUAUUGUUCGCCUACCUUUUGCCAUUACUUCAUAUGGAACUGCUGCAAUGCUACUAAUCAUGGUAUGGAAACCCCACAUCAGUAUUCUUUCCAUCUCAACAAUGCUGAGGAUUAUUAUGGUAAUUGAAGCAAUAUGUGCUGGAUCUUUUAUGAGUGUCUAUAUUGGUUAUGUACACCAGUACAAUUCAUUGAAUUCUCAGCCUGAUGUUUUAAAGUCACUAUAUUCUCCACUUCAACCAUCAAGUUCUUUGGAAGGUUUGAGAUAUCAUGAAGGUGGUCGGCUCUCUGAUGAGCAAAUGGCUUUGUUGCAAUAUCAGCGUGAAAACCUUCAUUUUUUGAGUGAGGAGAUUCUGCGAUUGCAAGAGUGCUUAAGUAAAUAUGAACGGUCUAGUGAUGGAAGCACACCUCAGGUUGAUCUUGCCCACAUGUUAGCAGCUCGUGAUCAGGAACUACGGACACUUAGUGCGGAGGUGAAUCAACUGCAGUCUGAGCUCAGGCUUGCACGUUCUUUGAUAGCUGAGAGGGACGCUGAGAUACAGCGUGUUCGCACUACCAAUAAUCAGUAUGUAGAAGAGAAUGAAAGACUAAGAGCUAUUUUAGGAGAAUGGAGUAAUCGAGCAGCAAAGCUUGAGCGAGCGUUGGAGGCUGAACGAAUGUCAAAUCUCGAACUGCAAAAGAAGAUUGCAACACUGAGAAGUCAAUCAAAUGCAUCAUCAGCAGAACCUACUGAGCACCGUGGAGCAUAGUCACACUACCCAGAUAUAUGCUUACCUUGACCCUUUUCUAGGUUGAAUUGAUAGAGGAUAAACAAAGAAAGAAAAAAGAAGAAACAGAGUUCAAGAAGCGUCAACAUAAGGUCAAGUAUAGACAGGUGUAGAUGGUUGAAUGUACAUAUAUCUGUUUGCGGCAGCAUUUUUUUUCCUUCCUCCGGCGGUGUGCCGCUUAUAGUGAUUGUUCGAGUUGCCCCAUGGCCAUAGAGGCUUUAUGGGAGACUCGUAAAAUACCUAAUAACCUAUGUUAUGCACUGAUUACGGCAGUUCAGCUUCUUUCUUUC
Messenger RNA from Alnus glutinosa, 1576 nucleotides. Its product is annotated as protein FIP1. The transcript is spliced from 14 exons. Gene Ontology annotation, cellular component: lysosomal membrane; late endosome. The record is from RefSeq and is a predicted model, not a curated record. NCBI's taxonomy places the organism in Eukaryota, Viridiplantae, Streptophyta, Magnoliopsida, Fagales, Betulaceae. Bases 189 to 1268 code for a protein of 359 amino acids.